UGCUGUCAAACCAGUGAAAAUUUUCUACAGGCCUCCCCACGCCCCAUGGGAUCACCCCAUAUGUGCGAGGCUACCCAGCAGCUGGGCGGUUCUCCAGCAUUUCCGGGGCAAAUACAGUCACUGAAGAGUGAGAGGUCCAUAAAGUCAUCUCCUCCCUGAGAGACAAAAUGGCGGCCGAUCAGGUGGCCAAAGGGACUCUCCACUUCUUGGCUGGGCUGGAGCCGAGAGUUAAAAUGGACAAACAGAGCCUGGCAGGACUGGAACCCGGGAUGGUAUCCCAGACAGAAGUUCGCCUCUCUUGUGAUUUCAAAGCCAACCAGCGCUUUCUGAAUUGGGAGGCGCCUCUGCAGCUUAAGGAGGAACCAGGCGAUGAGAGGCGUCGGCUGUAUUCAGACUCUCAGGAGCAGCUCAUUCACCCAGGAUGGGGAAACCCAGACGCCCCAGAGCGUAAUGCUAAGCUUUUCCUGGCCUCCUUGAAAGGAGCAGCUAACACCAGCCAGUGGCCCCAGGCUGUGCAGAGCUGUACUUUACCACAGGAAUAUGGAAAGUUGGAGGCCAGGAAUGGAGAAAGCAAUUGGAAAAUGGGAGAAGAAGUGUUCCUGGGAGAUGAUUUUGCUGCCAAGGAGAGGCAGCGGAAACUCUUCAGGGAAUUCGACUACCAGGAGGCUGGGGACCCCCACAAGGUUUGCAGCCACCUCUGGCAUCUUUGCCACCAGUGGCUGAAGCCAGAGAGACACACCAAGGAGCAGAUGCUGGAGCUGCUGAUCCUGGAGCAGUUUCUGGCUGUCCUGCCCUCAGAGAUGCAGAGCUGGGUCAAAGAUGGCUGCCCGGAGAGCUGCAGCCAUGCGGUGGCCUUGGCGGAGGAUUUUCUGCUGAGGCGACAAGAGGCCGAAAAGCCAAAGCAGCAGGUGCUGACGUUGUUCCAGGACGUGGCUUUGAGUUUCCCUCUGGCAACAGGAACUACGUUUGAUGCCCGACAAAGGCCGCUGGGCGUGGAGGCUAAAGAGGAGAAGGAGGAGGUCCGCACACUGGCAGGUGACGGGUGGGUGAAUGAGAACCAAGGGAGGAAUCUUCUACUGGAAAAUCCUGAUCAAUUGGAGCCUCCGAGCCAAGAAAGUCAGGCUGGAUUGGAGAGGAGCAGGGAAAGCCGUCCAGAAGGGUGCGCGGCCCCUUCCUUUCCUCAAGCGACAGGGAAGGAGGGUCGAGAAAACGCUGCGGCCCAGCAGAGACUCCCGAAAGAUGACAAGCGCCACAAGUGCCCCGUGUGCGGGCGAGGAUUCAGUCGGCCCACGGGCCUCACCGCGCACCAGCGAAUCCACACAGGUGAGAAGCCCUACAAGUGCUUGGAGUGUGGGAAAAGCUUCAGCCUGAAGUCGACCCUCGUGGCCCAUGCGAGGACCCACACGGGCGAGAAGCCGUACACCUGCACGCACUGUGGGAAAAGCUUCACCGUGAGCUCGGACCUCACUAGACACUACAGGACCCACACGGGAGAGAAGCCGUACAAAUGUUCAGAAUGUGGGAAAUGCUUCCGGCAGAACUCCUCGUUCACCAGUCACCUGAGAAUCCACACGGGGGAGAGGCCGUUCGAAUGCUCCCACUGUGGGAAAAGCUUCACCAUGUGCUCAGAUCUCACCAAACACUACAGAACCCACACAGGAGAAAAGCCGUAUAAAUGCUCGGACUGUGGAAGACGGUUCCGCCAACACUCCUCUUUUGCCAAUCACCUGAAAAGCCACCGAGGAGAGCUGCCGUUCAAAUGUUCGUACUGCGGGAAAUCUUUCAGCGUGAGCACGUUCCUGAUUCGACAUGAGAGAAUCCACACAGGAGAAAAGCCAUAUCAGUGCUCGGAUUGCGGGAGAAGCUUUGGACACAAUUCACAACUCAUUUCGCACAGGAGGGUCCACACCGGGGAGAAGCCGUAUAAGUGUCUUGAAUGCGGGAAGACGUUCACUGCCAGCUCUCUCCUUAGAGGACAUCAGAGAAUUCACACGGGAGAAAAACCAUACAGCUGCUCAGAGUGCGGGAAGACAUUCAGUCUGAGGUCGAACUUUCGUAGGCAUCAGAGGACUCAUACGGGAGAAAAGCCGUAUAAAUGCGUGGCCUGUGGGAAAUGCUUCAUUGCCAGUUCAGACCUUCUUGCACACGAGAGAACACAUGGGGGAAAGUAACUGUAGAUAUGCAUGGAGUGCGUGGUUAUUAUUGUUAUUUAUCUAUUCAAUCAUCAGAGAAUGCAAGCAGCAAAAAAUGGCAGAAAUAAGCCAGAUCUGAUGGGCUUCUGUGCAGAGAAUUUGGUGUUCUGUUGAGUUCUUUCCUUUAUCGGAAAGGAACUGAAAAAUUGGCUAUUCAAUUAGGGCUUAGAAAUAA
This is a messenger RNA of Elgaria multicarinata webbii, 2367 nucleotides long. RefSeq names its product zinc finger protein 436-like. Lineage: Eukaryota; Metazoa; Chordata; Lepidosauria; Squamata; Anguidae. The record is from RefSeq and is a predicted model, not a curated record. The coding region runs from base 168 to 2171 and encodes 667 amino acids. The transcript is spliced from 3 exons.